Messenger RNA from Carya illinoinensis, 1154 nucleotides. Its product is annotated as thylakoid lumenal protein TL20.3, chloroplastic. The record is from RefSeq and is a predicted model, not a curated record. The transcript has 7 exons. NCBI's taxonomy places the organism in Eukaryota, Viridiplantae, Streptophyta, Magnoliopsida, Fagales, Juglandaceae. Bases 86 to 925 code for a protein of 279 amino acids.
ACAUCUCGCGUGACAGUAAUCCCCUCCGUUUUGUCACGGUAUUCCUUCAUCUGUGUUUCUUGCGUCUCCCGCAGAGCAUAAGAAAAUGGCACUCUCCCCUAUCUCCCCACUGUCCAUAAAAUCCCUCGGCAAUAUCUCUUCAUCGAAUUCAAAGGUUCCUUCCACUCUGCAAUCUCUCGCAAAGCCUUUUGUCAUUGUCAGUCAGAUAGACUCGAAGAGAAAAUCUUUUCACGAUUAUUCUGAAACAAGGCACUCGGUGGCGAAAUCAGAGUCAAAGAAAUGGAGCAAACUGGUUUCAACCGCACUGGCUGCUGCGAUUGUUACCUUCAGCUCCAACAUGUCUGCUCUUGCUGAUCUCAAUAAGUUUGAAGCAGAGACUCGUGGCGAAUUCGGGAUAGGAUCAGCGGCCCAGUUUGGUUCUGCAGAUCUCAGGAAAGCAGUACAUGUGAAUGAGAAUUUCAGAAGAGCCAAUUUCACAUCUGCCGAUAUGAGGGAAUCUGAUUUUAGUGGUUCAACAUUCAAUGGUGCAUAUCUUGAGAAAGCCGUGGCAUACAAAGCCAAUUUUACAGGUGCGGAUUUGAGUGACACGUUGAUGGACCGCAUGGUGCUGAACGAAGCGAAUCUCACAAAUGCCGUGCUGGUUAGAACGGUGCUUACCCGCAGUGACCUAGGGGGAGCCCUUGUUGAAGGUGCUGAUUUCAGCGAUGCUGUUUUGGACCUUCCACAGAAGCAGGCUCUUUGCAAAUAUGCAAAUGGCACAAAUCCUAUUACAGGGGUUAGCACCAGAGUAAGCUUAGGUUGUGGGAACAGUCGACGCAAUGCUUAUGGUACCCCAUCAUCUCCGCUGUUAAGUGCUCCACCACAGAAACUGCUCGACCGGGAUGGUUUCUGUGAUGAAGACAGCGGUCUUUGUGAUGCAAAAUAAUAUCAAGACUCGAUCAUUAUAGGGAAUUAAAUAGCUUAGUUGCACACAGAUCCAUGUGGGAUAUUGAAAAUUCAGUGCUAAAUGUAACCUCUGGAUGCAACACCUACAGAAGUCAUAUGGAACAGGAGGAUGAAUGUAUUUAGUUUGUAUAAACAAUCAGAACAGUUUUGUUUAACUGCUCUAUGAUUGCCGUAGAUUGUAUUUGCCAAUACCAUCUCUGUUUUGAGAA